GUCAGUGAGACAAACUGCUGUAUAAAAGGUUCACCUCGACACUCCUACAAACACAUGGUAACCAUUUCGCUGGCAUCAUGCUCGGUCUGCAGAAAAUCCUGCUCCUCCAUCUUCUGGCAUGCGUCAGAAAGCUUGCACAUGGAAGUGACAUCAUACAUGGCAAAAAAGCCCCAGAGAACUCGAUGCAGUACAUGGCCUCUGUGCAGGACAACAAUGGUCGACAUGUUUGUGGAGGAUUUCUCAUCAAGGAGGACUUUGUAGUCUCGGCUGCACACUGUGAUGACUCCAACCCCACACACAUUGUUCUUGGCAACCACAAUCUGAAGAAUGGCAAUCAUCAAAAAAUAAGGAUUGAAAACAAAAUCAUCCAUGAAAAUUAUCAACGGGUUGGACUGGGUGAUGACAUCAUGCUCCUUAAAUUGACUCAGAAAGUUCAGCUAAAUGGCAGAGUACAAACAAUUCAGCUUCCACCUGCUGAAAUACACCUUCAAGAAAACCAAGUGUGUCAGGUGGCUGGAUGGGGAAAAACUAAAACUGAUGAUAAUAAACCUGCUGAUGAGCUGAUGGUGGUGGACGUGUCUGUCAUUGACAAACAAGUCUGUAAGGACCAGUGGGGUGGUGUUCCUGCCAACGUUAUCUGUGCAGGUGGAUACAAAACAACCAAAGGAUUCUGUCAGGGUGAUUCUGGGGGACCUCUGGUGUGUGACGGGUUAGCUGUUGGCAUUGUUUCUUACAACCACAAUGGUAUCUGCAAUUACCCAGAGGAUCCCAAUGUCUACACCGACGUCAGGAAAUACCUUCAAUGGAUCAACAAAACUGUGACUGACAGAAACAGUUUUGUGUAAAAGUUCAGCUUUUGCAUACUGAAACUUAAAUAUUUUGAAGUGGUUUUCUCUGCUUGCUUUGUCAUUGUGACCAAAAAAUGGAAAUAAAAAUGCAUCU
Molecule: messenger RNA, 942 nt
Organism: Oreochromis aureus
Lineage: Eukaryota; Metazoa; Chordata; Actinopteri; Cichliformes; Cichlidae
Product: duodenase-1-like
Exons: 5
Coding region: 78-845 (255 amino acids)
Biological process (GO): proteolysis
Molecular function (GO): serine-type endopeptidase activity
Source: RefSeq, a predicted model, not a curated record